GUGACAUUGGCGUUCUGUCAGUCGCGUGAUAAGACGAGGUGAAGACGUGAGUGUGCGGUCGGUUCACGGGAUUUUUAUUGUAAUACCGGUUAUAUUUCACCAAAAUUGAUGUCCAAACAUGAAAUUUACUUUAAACUUCCUAUCUAGGCAGUGUUGUGCAAAUUCUGUGGGUGAUUAAUGGGUGUUUUGUGAUUUUGUGUAGUGACUAUGUGUUGAUAAAGUAGGAAUCUUGUUUUGGUGUUAUAAUAAUAUAGUUCCGUAAUUUUACGAAAAUGGAAUCUUCAACGGACAAGGAUUGGAAGAAGAAUUUGGGUUUCCCAAUAAACUAUAGCUCUGCGAGUUCAGACGAUGAUUUUGACAUCAAGGAUGUGGUGUUCAGAAAUCCCCGUCACUCCUCGAAAUACCUCCUGGCUGACAGCGGGGAUGGGUCUGAAGCCGACCUGCUCGGCACAACGCCUCCUCGCUCCAGGAUAAGGGAUAAGGAGAGGGGAAGGAAAAACCAUCUGGAUGCCACCCCGGGGUUCCAGCGUCUACUCCGCGAGAGGAAGGACGUUGUGGACUACCCCACCUAUGACCAGACGUCUCCCAUGCCAGACCGCCCGAAGAAGCGCAGCAGUCUGAAGCUGCUGAGGUCGCGGGCGCGGGACAGUAAACAGGACAUGAGCCACGACGUCAGGGCAGACUCGCUGCCCUCACCCAACCCCAUGCCUGCCGUGCCUACGCUGGUGGAGUCAUGCAGUCGCUUCAUGUCACUUACGUCCCGGCCAAAGCACCGCGAGGCUGUUGGACCGGAGCCCUCAAUCCCGGCCGACACGGAGGACAGGUGGCGAUGUGACGGUGAUGAGGACCUCCCCCCCAGCCGCGUCAGCUUCCACAAGACCUUCAGCCUCCUCAUCAACAUGGGCAACAUCGAGAAGGGCUGUAAGAGAGCCAUAAGCCGCGAGGAACAAGUCUGGCAGAACGAGCUCAAGGACUUGAUCUGGCUGGAGCUCCAGGCGAAGAUAUCUGGCCGGACUCUGGCGCAGCAGGAUGCGUACUUGUGUGCGCAGAGGAACGUCGUACCCAAGAUUAUUAAUAAUAUUCUUGAAUAUAGGUUUAUAAACAAGAACCCGUGCCGAGCAAACAGCAAGCGCACUCUCGACACCAUUAAGUCACAGGAGGAUCUCACUGCCGAGGAGAACUAUGAGGAGCCAAGCGAAGAGGAGGCCCAGUUGGGUUGCCUGUCGUUCUCGUGCGAGUGGUGCGCGGGCGCAGUGGGGCGCGCCAUGCGGGAGGUGGCGGGCCUACUCGACUCCUUCUACGGCGCUGUCUCCCUCUACCCCUCCUCCAGGAACAUGACCACGGAGCACCCUCUCGUCGCUACACCGCUGUUCCAGAAUAGGGUCAAGGCGAUGUGCCUGUGGUACAACACGGCGCUGCACAUGCGCCUGAAGCUGGUGGCCAUGCGCCGCAUGCUGCGCUCCAUCCGCCUCAAGAGCCAGCGCAGGCAGGCUCAGCAACGGACCUCCGUCGACUCCUCCAUCAGCAGACAAUCGUCGGAGAGUCGUCCGUGCCAAGUCCGCUUCAACGUGAGCACUCCGUCAGACUCCAGCAGUAGCGACAGUAGCGCGCAGUCCGCCGAGAGCGCUGCGCCCGCGCAGGCUGAGCCCGCAGCCAACGGGGACGCUGAUAAAGCGGUGGACGAAGUCGACAGUGCUGAUGAUUGUAAAUUACCAGACUGCAACGGACUAGGUACCCCGGACCUGGCCGGGUCCCACCGCUGGGGGGACCCUCAUGCCUCCAAUGAGAGCGGAUACAUGUCCAGCGAGGGGCCGCCCGUUGCUAACGACGCAUUCGAAAUUGGAGGCUUAGCUGAACUCACACAGAUGAGGCUGCUAGACAAGUGCAAGGUUUCGCUUUACAGAGACUACCACCAGGAGAUCCUGAAGACGCAAGGAGUGCGGCGGUGCAUGAUGUUCAUAUACAAGAUGCGGCUCAACCUGCUCGACAAGGUCUACCUCACGCUCGAGAAACCAGACACGGUACAAUCAGAAAGCUUCAUAGAUGAUGAGACGGAGGAGGUGUUCGAGGAGCCGUCCACUGAGAGACCUGACUCCGCGCAUGAUGAGGACGAGAUGAAGACCUACGAGCUACGAAGGUACGGAUGCUGGUCGGAGGAGUGUCGUUCGAUGCGGCUCCCGUCGUACCGCGCGCACUUCCUGCUGCUGUCGUGCAUGUGCAUGGAGGCCGUGCACGACUACCUCGCCUUCCGACUCGAGGCCAGGCCUGAACAUCCUUCAUGUCUCACCGUCAAACAGUUGAUCCACGAGAUCCGCGAAGGUCUGGACAUAGCGUCGGAGAUGCGCGCGGACUUCGCCCUCCACGUGCAGGCCGCGCUGGGGGGCCGAGCCCCCGGCCGCGCCGCUGACGACCUCAUACUACUCACCAACACAUUCGACACCACUGUGGAGACACUGCUUAAGCAAUACCUGUCGUACCUGAGCACGGUGUCGGUGACGGAGCACAUGCCGCGGUCGCGGCUGCAGGCCGAGUGGGCCUUCACGGCGCAGCUCGCCAAGCGCAUCAAGUGCGCCGCCGUACUCGCGCCCGAGGCCUUCUCAGAAAUCACGUGCAACCAGCUGGAUAGACUACUGAAACAAUUCAAGGAGGAAUCGAUAAACAGUAUCAAAAAUAAGAGCAAGGAUAUUACAGAUCUCGAUAACAGCCGGCACGCCAUCUACGAGGUGUGUCGCAGCGCGCAGCGUAUGUACGCGUCGUCCCGGGACGCCACGCUCCACGCCGCGCAGUGGGCGCGGGCCCUCGCCGCACGACUCGCGCGCGCCCCGCCCCCCGCAUACCUGCUGCAGCGAGGACAUAUCUUCAACUCAAUAAUGGCUAUCCGUGACUUCAUAACGUCGCACAUUGAGUUUGUACUGGACAAGUCGCGACUGGCUGCAAACGAGGAGCUACCACGUGACCUCACAGAAACAGUCGUCGUGCGCGUCCGGGAGCUACUGCUUCAGAUGUACAAGCUCGGCUUCGAGCUGCACAAAGAGCUAUACAAGUUCGUGCACGCGGCGCGGCCCGAGGACGCGGCCCUGCGCCGCCUGCGGCCGGUGUCCCUGCAGCCCGUCCGCUCGCCCGCCGUCGAGCGCCGCCGCCGCCCCGAGACCGUCAUCGUGCAUGAGUCCAUUAACCCCCUGAUGCACAAGGAGCUCCACCGGCUAGUGUCGGAGGUGCCCCGGGCGUCGCCCCCGCUGCCCCGGCGGCCCGGCCCGGCCCCGCCGCCGCCGACGCGCCGUUCCCGGUUCAUGCGAUCUGACAGCAUCGUUGAUGAAUAUGAGAACAGUGUAUUCGAUGAGAGAUUGUUCGAUAACAUACAUAACUUUGGAGAGAAUCAGACCCAGCAGGGCAGCAUCGAGGCGCUGCUGUGGGGCGGCGCGGCCCCGGCGCCUGCGACGGAGGCGGUGGCGGCGGGCCCCACGUGCGAGGAGCGCGCCUGGGCGGCGCGGGUGGCGCGCGCCAUCAUACACUUCGCGCGCUGCUGGAUGCUCUUCGUCGUCGAGCGCUGCGACCGCGGCCGGGGACUGCGACCCAGAUGGGCGAGUCAAGGCUUAGAAUUCCUAAUGCUGGCGUGCGAUCCACGCAACACGAAACAUCUAAGUGAAGAAGAAUUUGAGGAACUCAAGUCCCUAAUGGACGGCUGUAUCUCGCACGUGAUUGGCUCCCGACCGGCACCUAACCCGCCCACACACUCGCCCCGCCCACGGCCGAGACUAGCGAGUCCAUUCCCAAGUAACAGUACAAGCAGUAGUACUAGUCGGGAGGCAGCCACGCCCCCCACCCCUCCCCCUAUGGAACCAGACCUACACAGCUACCCAGAGGCAGAGUCCAAAUCGCACCGUCGCCGCGUGGUAGCGGCGAUCGAGCGCGUGGACGUGGAGCGCGACGAGCGCCUGCGCAGCAACAAGAGCGUCGGCCACGUGCUGGGCGCCGCGCUCACCUGCUACGAGCCCAAGCUCCGGCAGCUCACCUUCAAGUGGCAGCGGGGACUCAAGAUCGGCGCCGGCACCUUCGGGAAGGUGUACACGGUGGUGAACACAGAGAGCGGUCAGUUGCUGGCGAUGAAGGAGCUGUCGGUGGGGGCGGGGGACCGGCGCGCGCUGCAGCGGGCCGCCAACGAGCUGCGCGUGCUCGAGGGCGUGCUGCAUCCACAUCUCGUGCGCUACUACGGCUGCGAACUGCAUCGCGAGGAGAUGUUGCUGUUCAUGGAGCUGUGCGUGGAGGGGUCGCUGGAGGCGCUGGUGGCCACGUCGGGCGCGCUGGCCGAGCACACCGUGCGCCGCUACACCAAGCAGCUCCUCGCCGCCGUCCGCGAGCUGCACGCCAGGAACAUCGCGCACAGGGACAUCAAGAGUGGAAACAUUUUCCUAACAAACGAGGGUCACUGCCUGAAGCUGGGAGACUUUGGUUGCGCAGUCAAGAUCCGCGCCAACACCACCGCGCCCGGGGAGCUGCAGGGAUUCGUCGGCACACAGGCGUACAUGGCCCCCGAGGUGUUCAUGAAGUCGUCCGGCCACGGGCGCGCCGCCGACAUCUGGUCGCUCGGCUGCGUCGUCACUGAGAUGGCGUCCGGAAAGCGCCCGUUCUCCCAGUACGACAGCAACUACCAGAUAAUGUUCCUGGUGGGGUCAGGUGGUCGGCCAGAGAUCCCCGACACCCUCUCCGACGAGGGCCAGGAGUUCUGUCUCUCCUGCCUCACACACGACCCCGAUUUGAGACCGAGAGCCGAGACACUUACCCUGCAUCAUUUCCUUAUGGUAAAAUCCGAUGAAAAUGAGUGCAACUGUGAACCUGGGUUCCUUAUCUCAUAAACGUAUGUAAGAAUACACUCGGCUUAUGUAUACAUUAUGAAAAAACUAUGCAGAGGACUAGUCUAAGAAGUUAGAAUGAAAUGUACUAUUCUAGACUAUUUGAAGUCAAAUCUAGACUUCUAGGCCAGUUAACAGAUCUGUACAAAGGUCUAUAUUAAAAAUAGUGAUACAUGUAUUGUGUAUAAACGCACUUACUUACAAAUAUUUACACGAAUAAUGUAGUAAAUGGAGAUUUUAUGUCAAAACAAUAUUUUAAAACACCCUGUGUAUUUUGUUAAUGAGUAUCACGCGGUAAUUGGCUAAGCAAGGUUAUAUAGGGUGUUACAUUUGUAGUUAUUGUUCGUUUGUAAUUAUAUUUUUUGAGAUACGUUCCUUAUCACACGGAUCUAAUAAUUUUAUUAGCGAAAUGUUACUAUAAGGUUAAUAUUGGCCUAUUGGUAGGAAAUAGACAAUAUUGUUCCGGAGUCUAUCACCAUUUUGCCUAAAUUCUUUGUGUAUGGAAUUCUGUUGGAUGAAAAUAAUUUAGAACACUGCAAUUUAUAUCUUGUGGAGUUUGUUAAAGAGUUCAUUUUUAUGUAAUGUAUUCGAAAGAUUUCAACACUUUUUGAAAUGUAUUAUGGAACUAUGCGUAUUCUAUUUUAUUAUUGACAUGUUACAAUAUGAACUGUUAAUACCUUCCUACGAACGUUCCGAUCUGUGAUGACGAAUCACUAAAACUAUUUAUUUUUAAUUAAAUCGUGCAUUUUUUUACUAGUAACUAGAUGAAUUUCGUAUGAGAUAGUUUUAAUGGAGAUGUAUUUUAUUAUUAUAUAGGAAAUUGUACUUUAUAGUUAUUGCAAUUGUGUCUAUAAUUCUAUUUGAACAUUCGGAAUAUGAUUCCCUAGGGUAAUAUUGUAAGAUGACGUUGUAAUUUUAAUAUUUUGUAAUUGUAAUUGGUUGGAAAUAGAUUGCUAAUAAAUGAGCCAUAAAUAUUAAAAUUGUGUGCCAUUAGAAUAUACGGAAGAAAUACCAAAAAAUGUGUGUGUCACUGGCGUUUAUUUCAGUUUUUAUUUUGUAAAGAGAACUAAUUGAAGCGAAGAACGGUUUGAAGGCAUUGUUACAUGAAGCCUCUUCGGACAAGGGCGUAUAUCAACGCUUAUUUUAUGGCUAAUAAUAAUUCAAUGGCUUCGUCUGUCCUAGGUGGGAUGAUAAAGCAACACUAGAUCAAUGAUAAUGACCGUUAGACUCUUUCGGACUAAAAACCCAUCGUUAGCUUUGAGUUCCACGCUGGCAGUGAGGUUAUCAUAGGCCUAACAACGUCCCGCGUGUGUUUAAGUACGAGGCCUAAGUCUGUCGCAUUUUAAUAUUGUCAAUGAAGAGAAUUUGAACUGUGUAUGUACAUUUAUAUUCCUCACUGCCUGUUAUUUAUAUAGCAGUCGUAUUUAGACUGCGUAGCUCGGAGUUUUGGCAUCCGAUUCCAAGAUAAAUCGGCCUUUUAAUGCUGGGAAUCUUAUCUUAGUAAUUGGUGUGGCACGGUCCCAAUAGGUUCUUCAAUGUUGAGUGUAAAAAAUGAAGCUGUACUGUAAAGAAAGCAGGCGUGAUGUUUUAAUAUUUAAAAUGCAUUUCAAAUUUAAUGAACAGAUUUACCUUGGAAGAAAUAUAGUAGCAAAUAAGUGACCUCGAACAAAUUUUUAUCUUGUAAAUAUAAAUGGAAAAAUAUAUUUUAAUACUUAUUACUACGGAAUAGAGUUUUAUUUUUCAUAAAUUGUAAAUGUGUUAUAAGUACAAGUAUCGUUUGUUGUAAGUGCACUUCUAAAGUGGUAGCUUAUGUAUGAUGACGUCACUAUGUGUAAAAACGCGCAAUGAUAAGAUUAUGCAAAGAAAUGGAAUCCUGGUUGAAUAAAAUCUAUUGAAUAUAUUUUGUGUUGUUUUUAUUGCCCUGGAUAUA
Messenger RNA from Spodoptera exigua (beet armyworm), 6780 nucleotides. The record is from the annotation of a GenBank genome assembly. Lineage: Eukaryota; Metazoa; Arthropoda; Insecta; Lepidoptera; Noctuidae.